Messenger RNA from Pseudopodoces humilis (Tibetan ground-tit), 1874 nucleotides. NCBI's taxonomy places the organism in Eukaryota, Metazoa, Chordata, Aves, Passeriformes, Paridae. The record is from RefSeq and is a predicted model, not a curated record.
AUGAAGACAAAUCGAAGAUGCAGAGCCCUGCUAGCAGUGAGUCUGAAUCUGAUGGCUCUCCUCUUCUCUACAACAGCUUUUAUCACGACCCACUGGUGUGAGGGCACACAGAGGGUCCCCAAGCCGAGCUGUGGGAAAGAGAAGAAGACAAACUGCCUCAACUACGGCGGGAAUGAGACUGCAAAUGAGACGAACCAGAAUGUGGUUCAUUACAGCUGGGAGACGGGAGAUGACCGCUUCCUUUUCAGGUAUUUCCACACUGGGAUCUGGUACUCCUGUGAGGAAAAUAUCAAUGCUGCUGGUGAAAAAUGUCGAAGUUUUAUUGACCUUGCCCCGGCUUCUGAAAAAGGUGUGCUGUGGCUCUCAGUGGUGUCCGAGGUGUUGUACAUCAUGCUGUUGGUCGUCGGGUUCAGCCUCAUGUGCCUCGAGCUCUUUCAUUCAAGCAGUGUCAUAGAUGGGCUCAAGUUAAAUGCCUUUGCUGCUGUCUUCACUGUGCUUUCAGGUCUCCUGGGGAUGGUGGCACACAUGAUGUACACUCAAGUUUUCCAAGUGACAGUCAGCCUUGGGCCAGAGGACUGGCGACCACAUUCCUGGGACUAUGGAUGGUCCUUCUGUCUGGCGUGGGGCUCCUUCACCUGCUGCAUGGCGGCCUCCGUCACCACCCUCAACUCUUACACUAAGACUGUCAUUGAGUUCAGACACAAGCGCAAAAUCUUUGAGCAGGGCUUUCGAGAAGAGCAGAACUUCCUAGACCAGGAAGCCAUCAAGUACUUCAGAGAAAGGGCUGAGGAGGAGAGGGCUGAGGCUGGGGACCUGAGGUUACAGUGCCUCCAUAGCUGCUCCCCAAAUAGGCUUCACAACACCCAGCUCUAAGUGUCACUAGCCCACAGAGGAACAGGAGUGACCAUAAUGCUCAGAAAAUACCCCCAUUCGCUACGUCAAGCUCUUCCAGCGACACAUCAAGCAGCUCUUCACUCUCAUCAGAACCAACCAGCCAGAUCUCCAUGGUUCAGGAUCAAACCCUGCUGGACAUCACCUCCAUCACUAGAUUGGCCCCAGGGGAAUCACCAAACCCUCAAGCACUUGAGCAAAGAGAUACAAAUUUAGCAAUACCGUGUUCCAGCCCACUCGGAGCAAGGACUAUUCCAGCAUCUUGCCCAGCCAGCCUCAGGCUCAAUCUAACACCCAGCUCAGCCAAGCCACAGCAAUACUCUGACUCCUCUCCUGUCAGCCCAGGGAUCAGUGCAGCUUCCUUCUCCACCUUCUGUCCUCACACAGCACAAAACGUACGAGCUUCAGCUUCAGAUCACACACUGACCCCAACCAAGACAAGCACAAGGCCUCCAGCAAAAGCGACUCCUGAAGAGAGUUCCCAGGCUCCCGGCUAUUCUAAAACUGAAUUAAAGAAUACAGGAAAGGGGUUUGAAUCAGAUCUGGAAGAUCCUGAUCAUGAGAGGAGAUUUGUAACCACACAGGAAUUCCAAGCCAUGGAGAAAGAGCUAGAGGAUGUAAAGGAAGACCUGAAAUGCCUGAAGUGGAAGGUGAGACACAUCGGGGAGACGGUGCAGCCCCUGGCUGAGGACAGCAAGAGGUACAACGGCUACACCCUGACGGAGCUCAAGGCCAUGGUGCAGUUUGAGGAUGACCCUUACAAGGCUGCCCACAAGAUCCUCACCGUCCUCUUCAGCGAUGUCUACUGGCCACAGCGCCCAGCCGCCGAGCAGGCCUGCAACUCCCACUCCCUGCCCAAGCCCAAAAUAGACCCAGAGCUGUACAUGGUCUACUGUGACAUUCUGAAAAGCAUAUUCCCUGGAAUAAGCAGCCAGACCUUGAGGGAAGAGACACAAGACAUGCAGAAAGGCACCCAGAGAGCA